This is a messenger RNA of Alternaria ethzedia, 1179 nucleotides long. RefSeq lists its product as uncharacterized. The transcript has a single exon. The coding region runs from base 1 to 1179 and encodes 392 amino acids. NCBI's taxonomy places the organism in Eukaryota, Fungi, Ascomycota, Dothideomycetes, Pleosporales, Pleosporaceae. The record is from RefSeq and is a predicted model, not a curated record.
AUGUCAGAAAUUUGGCAGCGGCACUGUCUAUUGAUGGCUGUGAGGUUUAGGACGCUUAUGGUUGAUGCAGCGGAUCUGAUGGAACAGGCUGAUUCCGUUUUGGACGACAUCAAUCGCAAGCUUGUGCGAAGGAUUCCAGCUAAGGAGCGAGAGAGGCCAAAGGAGGAGAGGCUAGCGAGGAACGCAGAGAAGAGGGAGAAGAAGAGGGCACAAAAGGCUGAAAGAGCGGCACAGAAAGAGGAUCGUGCCAGAAGGAAGGACAAGACGAACGCGACAUCACCUACAGCGACAGGAGCGCCGAUCCGCAAGUUUACCUCCUACGGAAUGUCUACAGCAGUCGAGAUCGACGAGAAACUCAAACCUGCCGUCUCUGAAGUCUCCCGCCUGACUGAAGAGGCAAGAGCUAUCAUGGCUGCCAUUCAACACACCAAACCACACAUCCGCAGAAUGCCCGUCUCAAAACUAGCAACAGCCCAAGCCUUCAAUCAAACACUAGGUUACGCCGUUCAAGAUAUCCUCAAUCUAACAGAAGAAGCACGCACUAUAAUGUCUACCAUCCAGCAACGCAAACAACAGCACCAACGGCAACGCACCCAGCAGACUCAAUGGCGACACCUGCGCCGAUGGGGCCGCGACACUACAAUCGUAUCCUUGAAGCCUGAUACUUCACCCAAACUCCUCUUGGACACGGCAUACAAAGCGCGCCGAACAUCGAUAUCAAUGAUGCGAGCCUUCAAAAAGCGCGUCAGAAGCAUCAAAGCUCUCAUCCGGCAGCGUAAAUGUGACCUUCGCAAAUUGAUCAAGGCAAGGCCAGGCGUCGUGCAAACCCAGCGGCGCAGGCGCAUCCGACGCGUCAACCUACCUGUUCAUGUUGUGCGCUACCCUUCUGGACGCCGGACAGUGCGGAAUCAAACUGUUCCUGCGUUGCAGAAAGGUAAACGUUUUGCGAGGUUUAGGACUGUGAUGCAACGGCAGCCGGGGUUCAGGACUGUGACGCAGCAACGGCAGUCGGUGAUGGAAGAGAGGAGACAGAAGAGAGAUGAACUUGCGGCUACGGUGGCGGGUUGGCUUGGUGGUGGUGGGAGUGCUGGUGGCGAUAGAAGUGGUCUUGGAUCGUUACUUGAUACGGCGGAAGAUGAGGGGAGAGCUGGAAGUGGUGGGCGGAGGCGACGGAGGUGA